Darwinula stevensoni is the source of this 1359-nucleotide messenger RNA. The record is from the annotation of a GenBank genome assembly. Lineage: Eukaryota; Metazoa; Arthropoda; Ostracoda; Podocopida; Darwinulidae.
AUGAUUCCUACGUAUGACUCUUGCCGGAUGUACAACCUGACGGAAGAGGAGCUGACAUCAUGGCCUCCUCAGGCGAUGGAUUUCACGAAUCGAUCCCAGAUCAGCUGUUCCAGCUGGGAAUACAAUCGAACAAUCUUCACCAAUACUAUCAUCAAUCAGUAUGGCAUAGUGUGCGAUAACAAGUACUUAUCCCAAGUGGCUCAAAGCACGUACAUGUUUGGAGUCCUGAUCGGUUGCGUCCUCUCUGGGCAUCUGGCAGACAGAGUUGGCCGGAAGCCGGUGAUGCUAUGGUCGGUUAUCCUGAUGCUGGUGGUAGGGGUCGCUACAUCCUUUGCACCCGAAGUCAUCUCGUUCGUGAUCCUCCGUUUCAUCACCGCCAUGGCUGCUGCCGCCCUCUAUACCACUGCUUUUGUUGUCGAUAUGGUAUUCAUUCAACUUCUUUCAACAGUGAUGGAGGCAGUCGGAGGGCAUCAUCGGCCGAUCAUCGGGUUAGCUUACCAGUAUCCAUUUUCCAUCGGGUUCAUGUCCCUGGCUGGGAUAUCCUGGUUUGCUCGGGACUGGAAACACCUGGAAUUGGCCAUCUCCGUUCCAGUCUCCGUAUUUCUUCUUUAUUACUGGUUUCUUCCCGAAUCCCCCAGAUGGCUCUACAGUAAGAAGCGAGACGCGGAAGCGAAAGCCAUCCUAGACAAGGCAAGGAAGAAAAACAAGCUGCCACCGAAGGAGUCGUCCGCUUCGAUCACGCCGACGGUUCACGACGUGGACCAGGAGGACGCGAUGAAAGAACAGCAUUACACGAUUCUCCACCUCUUCAAGGGACCAAGGCUCCGGUACAGGACGAUCAACCUUUUCUGGAAUUGGUUCGUCAAUUCCUUCGUCUAUUACGGGCUCGCCCUCAACUCCGGCAAUCUAGGCGGGGACAUCUUCAUCAACGUCUUCAUCGGAGGGGUGUACACGAACGAAUGGCCGGUGGUGACGUUGGCGAUGAUAGGGAAAUUCGGGAUCUCGGCGUCGUUUGCCAUCAUUUACGUGUUUUCGGCGGAGAUCUACCCGACGGUGGUGAGGAACAUCGGAGUCGGUUCUUCCUCAAUGUGUGCCCGCAUCGGUUCCAUCAUAGCCCCCUGGGUCGCGCAACUCGAGAAGGACUUGUCGCUUCAGAAGGAACACGUGUUCAUUUUCAAGGGGGAAUACACUCACGAGUUCGUGCCGAUCGUGGUCUUCGGAGCAUCGUCGUUGAUCGCCGGAUUAUUGGCUCUCUUCCUCCCUGAGACCAAAGGACAACGGAUCCCUGAGACCUUGGAAGACGCCGAGAGAGUCGCCAAAAAGUUCGUCCUGUCGUUUAAUUUUGUGACGACACAGUAA